GGGGCCGUCCCCUAUAAAAUCGGGACAGCGGGUCCCCCCCAGGCGGGCUGCCUGCGGGGGUGAAGGCUCCCCUCGCCCUCUGUGGCCCCCAGGGCCGCUCUUGGGCGUGCACGGCUGCGUGGGGCACCUGAAAGCUGGGGGCGGGCCGGGCGGCUCGGUGUCCUCGGCUGCCUCGCCCGGGGCUGCGAGCCCACCUGCUUCGGCGCCCGUGGAGACCCGCCGCGGGCUCCCUGUGUUAAGCUGGGUUCGAGGAAGGGGCCCCGGGCCCGUUUGCCAGUCUCAGGGCGGGCUCCCGGCGGCGGCUCGGGCUGAGGGACGAGCCCGCUCGCUUUGGCUGCGGGGGCCGCCGGGCCCAAAGCCCGCCCCUUUCUGAGGGAAACCCGCCGCGCUCCGGACCUGGCAGCAGGUGUUGCAACUGAUAAAUGGUCCUCUAUCAGGGAGGCUGAGAGCAAGAGGUGAUCCUAUAUAUAGCACCAUAUAUGCUGCAAUAUUUGUAUGCAUCAAGGUCCUUUAGACUUGCAACGUUUUUGUUUCCAAAACUGCAUGGGAAUGUGUACCUGUGUAAACACAACUGUGGCAGAGCCAGGGGUUGAGCAGUGGGCACUCCCUGGCACAUUGGAAAGUUGGCACCUGUAGCUCCAGCCCCGGAGUCGGUGCCUAUGCAAGGAGCCGCAUAUUCACUUCUGAAGAGCCGCAUGUGGCUCUGGAGCCACAGCAGGCAUGGAUGGGAAGAAAUGCAGUGUGUGGAUGUUUUUACCUCUUGUGUUCACCCUGUUCACUUCAGCUGGGCUAUGGAUAGUAUAUUUUAUAGCUGUGGAAGAUAACAAAAUUAUUCCAUUAGAUGUGCCAGAUCGGAAACCUGGUUCCAAAAGUCCCCCUUACAUAAGUAUUGCAGGUGAUGCACCCCCUGCAAGCUGUGUAUUUAGCCAAGUCAUGAACAUGGCAGCAUUUCUAGCACUUGUUGUUGCUGUUCUCCGCUUUAUACAGCUGAAGCCAAAGAUGCUAAACCCCUGGCUGAACGUCUGCGGACUGAUUGCGUUAUGCUUGGCCUCGUUUGGAAUGACCUUACUUGGCAACUUUCAGCUCUCCAGCGACGAAGAAAUCCAUAAUGUCGGCACCUCCCUGACGUUCGGUUUUGGCACCCUGGCCUGCUGGAUUCAGGCUGCCUUGACACUCAAAAUAAACCUAAAGAAUGAAGGAAGAAAAGCUGGGAUUCCACGAGUUGUCUUGUCAGCCACUAUAACCCUGUGUGUAGUCCUUUACUUUAUCCUGAUGGCACAGGGGAUCCAUAUGCAUGCAGCCAGGAUCCAGUGGGGCUUGGUGAUGUGCUUCCUCUGCUACUUUGGUACCUUCGCUGUGGAGUUCAGACACUACAGAUUUGAGAUAAUUUGUUCUGAGUACCAGGAAAACUUCUUGAGCUUUUCCGAAAGCCCGUCUGAAGCCUCUGAGUAUCAAACAGAUCAGGUAUAGGCCUGCCCUCGUUACAUGGCAGGUGGGCUCGCAUGGUCAGGAGAUUUAACCCAUGACCUCAUUACAUUUUUUUUGACAAGUUCAUUUUCCAUGUACAGUCACAGACGUAUUGCCAAAGGGCUCUGAGGGCAGCUGUUUAAGAGCAGAGCAAAAACGCAAGGAUCUAUCUGACCAAAUCUGAAAACACCAAUGUAUUUGUAAAGAAAGGCCGAUUACUAAGUUUGUGCUAGAGGUCUCUCUCCUCAACCCCUGUCCCAUUCAUCUUAGAAAUAUCCUAAUCCUCACAAGGCCACUGUCAGGUAGGUUGUAUUAUCCCCAUUAUACAGCUGGGGAGAUGACUUCUCCAGCGUGACAGGUCAGUCAGGGUUAGUACUCAGGCGUUACUGGCUCCUACUCCUGCAAUCAGACCACUAGACUGCACUUGUCUCAGGUUUCAACUGGUUUUUAUUGCCUUGUUGUUGGACAAGGGUAACUUGAUUGUGAAGUGAGGAAGAAUUACCAGCUGGUUUUAUGGCAUCUGGACUUGGAAUCAAUCAGUGGAAGAAGAGAGCACAAACAUACUGGCUCUUGAUUAAGGAUAGGCACUUCUUCCCAUUUGGAAAGCAGAUAAAGGUGAGGCCUGGUUUGGGAAAAACUAGACAACUAAAAAGACAGUGAAGGAGACAGUGGUCGGCAGUGGAUGUGGGACUGAGGCAGCCCACCUGCACCAAAGCGAAAUUAGAAAACGCAUCCCAAUGCAGCGUGGGUGGGGCUGGGCUACAUCUCAAUGUGGUAUGGUCUGAGCAGCUGUGCCCCACGUGAACAGACAGCGCAAGGCUAAAAUGUGAAUGUUUCUUCUGCCCAGCGGGGACCAAAAGGGUGUUUUUUUUUUAUUUGUAGUGCUUCCAUAAAAUCCUGUGUAUAAUAUUUAGAAAGCGGCUUUUCUCACUAUUUCUCAUGGACAAGGGGAACCUUGUCUGAACUUAGUCUGAGUGAAGAUUCCGGCUCAUGUAUGUUCAGAACAUCAUAAAUUCAGGCAGAUUUUACUGGAUGUAGUUUUAUUUUACUCUUAUGCACUAAUGGUGAAAUUCACCCUUUGCAGAGGACUUUGCCUCAACUUACCUACCUAUGUGCCUAAUUCAGCAACAGACUCUGAUUGGUUGGACCCCUGCCGAGCCCCAUUGAAGCUAAUGGCAGCUGGAAUCCACCUGUACAGACUUUGUUAAAGGAUCAGGGUCCUUGGGCUUAAGUGUGACUUAAAUGGUGGACUGGCCUAGCUCUGGCCCUCUGCAUGGGGCUGAAUUCACCUUAAAAGUUCAGGAUAGUAAA
Messenger RNA from Dermochelys coriacea (leatherback sea turtle), 2778 nucleotides. It is a transcript of the gene TMEM150C, whose product is annotated as transmembrane protein 150C. The coding region runs from base 721 to 1470 and encodes 249 amino acids. The record is from RefSeq and is a predicted model, not a curated record. The transcript has 10 exons. Lineage: Eukaryota; Metazoa; Chordata; Testudines; Dermochelyidae.